Pseudozyma hubeiensis SY62 is the source of this 3099-nucleotide messenger RNA. RefSeq names its product kinesin heavy chain. NCBI's taxonomy places the organism in Eukaryota, Fungi, Basidiomycota, Ustilaginomycetes, Ustilaginales, Ustilaginaceae. Gene Ontology annotation, biological process: microtubule-based movement. The record is from RefSeq and is a predicted model, not a curated record. Bases 1 to 3099 code for a protein of 1032 amino acids. The transcript has a single exon. Gene Ontology annotation, molecular function: microtubule binding; microtubule motor activity; ATP binding.
AUGUCCCCUGCCGUCACGCGCGCCACAGCAGCCACCGCUACCGCCGCUUCGUCCCCAUCUGCGUCGAGCCUGGACUCCAACUCGGUUGACGACGACCGACGUUCUUCUACUGCUUCAAUAGCGCGUCAACCAUUCGUGCCCAAACGUAAACCAACAAAGCCCGCGCCUUACGCCUACCUCCUCGCCGAAGCGAGCGCCAGCGCCGACUCGCUGCCCAGCCCAGUUCUCGUUCAAGGUUCCGGCUCAUUCGGAGAAAGCGAUACGGCCUCAUAUACGCCCGCUCGUCCCUCUUCGGCCAUCGAGACGCCCUUGCGCACCUCGCCAAAGAAAGUCAAGGUCGUACGUGCGCCCUCGCCACAAGAACCUUCUCGCCCGCCUCCGCGCGCAACACGAUCAUCUCCGAGAAACUUCGACUCAUUAUCGGUCGACGUUCCUUCGGACCCAGCACCCUCUUCGGCCGCCGCAGCACCUGUGCUCAAGACUCGAUCCGCCUUCCUCACACCAGCACCUCCAGCUCGGGAACGCCAAGCCGAGACUAGACCUCGUUCUCAUACCCCGACCACCAUGGCAGCACGCACAGCAGCGCCACCGGGCACGCCCAAGAUCAAAGCGGCUGUUUCCGCCGACGUUGCUGCACGCAUCAGGUCGCCCAAGAAGCACGCUUCCACUUCGGCGUUGAGAGCUACGGCAAAUCAGUCGACGCCAUUCAGCGCCUCGAGUGGUCUAAGAUCCGCUCACCCUCUGCAACAGUCGAGCAAAGACAUAGGAAAAGCGCUCGAAGCAUACGCACAUUCGUCCAGCACCUGGCAACAUCACACGGAAAGCAGCAAGGAAGAUGCGGACCCGAACGGCGACAGCUCCUUUGUGUACGAUGCGGAUGCUGACAAUGCACACAACUUCGGAGAAGCAAAUGGGCAGGAGACCGUUCAGGUGCACGUUCGACUGCGACCUCCCAAACGGGGUGAAGAGUGUGCGUGGGUGGCCAACCCGUACUCUGGCACGGUCGCAUUGGAGGCGUCCAUCGCUGGCGGACGUACGCAGAGCGCCAACCUCGGACCGUUCACCUUUGACGGUAUCCAAACUGGCUCUGCCAAUCGCCCCGUCUACAUCUCGGUCGCUCGGCCGCUGGUGCGUGCAGCGCUGGAUGGUUACGAUGCAGUCGUCUUCGCAUACGGUCAAACCGCCUCCGGAAAGACCUUUACGCUUUCUGGAGACGAAACGGGUCAAGAGGCAGGCAUCAUCCCGCGCGCGGUGCGCGACAUCUUUCGAGGUAUCAAGCAGAGCUCGGCACGUCGAGAGUACCUCUUACGCGCCAGCUAUCUGGAGAUCUGGAACGAGGUGGUCAAGGAUCUGCUCGAGCCGAGCAAUGUGCCUCAGGUUCGUGACGACAAGCGUCGACGUGGCGGCAAGGGGACGACGGUGCAGCCGUUGAGGGAGGAGAUCGUCACGAGUCCAGCCCAGGUGAGGGAGCUGCUGGCCCGCGGUCAGGCCAAUCGACACGUCGGAGCGACGGACUGGAACGAGCGCAGCAGCAGGUCGCACACCUGCUUCAAGAUCACCAUCGAGUCGUGGGAACGCGACCAGGAGUGCCUAGGCGGAGACCCUGCCGAGACGCGACUGGGUAAGAAAGUCACCGUCUCGGAGCUGUGCCUGAUCGAUCUCGCCGGAAGCGAAAAGUAUGUCUCUCAAGGAUCAGACCGUCGCACCGAAGGUGCCCACAUCAACAAGUCGCUCCUCACGCUCGGCAAGGUCAUCUACGCCCUAUCGGAAAAGUCCAGCGCCGCUUCUGCAGCAGGCAGCGCGGGAGUGCACAUCCCCUAUCGAGACUCGAAGCUCACGCGAAUCCUCCAGAACUCGCUUUCGGGCAACGCACGUGUCGCUGUCGUGUGCACCAUCAACCCCAAUCCUUCCGCCGUGGAUGAGUCGCUCUCGACGCUCAACUUUGCCAAGCGUAUCAAGAAGGUCGGUCUCAACGCGAGGCGCAACGAGGUCGAUGGAUCGCUGGCAGGUGGGAUCGGCGCAGAGGCGCAGGCGCUCAUCUUGCGGUACCAGACGGAAGCGGAUGCGUUGCGAAAGAUGGUGGACGACUUGUCAAGGACUCAGAAGGUGGAGGUGGAGGAUGACCGGAUUCGAGAGCUUCAAGAGCGACUGGAUGUGAUCGGGUCUCUGGUUGUUCGCGGUGGUCGGUCCAAUGAUGCUGACGAUGUUUCCGAUGACGAGUCCUCCGCCGCUGCGACGAACGCUUCACGAACAGCAUCCAGCAGCAGCACCAGUACGACCGCCUUUGCGUCGUCCAACUCGAGCUCGCGAACCACCUCCACCACCUUUGCCCGCCCGGUUUCGCCCAUGAAACGAUCGUACAACUUUGGCUUUGACGAUCCACCCCACCUGCUCGCCGAAAAACUCUUCCUCGCGAAUCGAAAGAUCGAGACGCUGUCUCGCAAACUCGCAUCGCGACCAUCGCUACCCGCCACCUCGAUCGCUCAAGCUGAACUCAUCUCGUCUCUGCAGCAACAGGUGAAGGAGCUGGAAAUGGUGUGUGAAGCACAAGCCACCGAUGCACCACCCAAGAUCCGCGAAGACGUGGAACGCGAAUUCGCUUCUGGAAUGGCACAGCUGAGGUCGCAGAUCGAGGAGAAGGAUGAGUUCAUCAAGGAGCUUCAGGAGGAAGGCGCGAGGCUGCGGAGGGUCAAUGAGAAGUUGAUGCAGUUGGCGCACAGGCAGACGCAGGACAUGGUGGAGAACCUUUCGCCGACGAGGACCAGGUCGCCGUUGAAUGCGAGCGAUGUGGGCAAUGCCGCUGUCAGAAGAUUGGAGGGUGGAAAGAAGGCGAGGCCGAUGAGUCUGUUCAACCCGCCCUCGGGGAUGGUCGAUUUCAGCAGCGCGUUAAAGGGCACCAACAGCAUCCUGCAGGAAGAAGCUGCCAGCGGUGGUGCCAAGAGUGGAGCGCCAAUCUUGGCAGGGUCGGCGGUCAAGAGAAGAUCGAUCAGCAACGACUAUACGCUGUUGCAGCUGGGGACGGGCGAGAUCGAGGAGGAGAUCCUGCAAAAGUCGGCCAGGAUUCCGGCCAGCGAGACUUUUGCCGUGUUUCCCAGCUAG